AUGGCAACGAAACUUACGCAUUUAGCACCACCGCCUGCUUUUGAUGCCGAAAGUGAGAAGUCGUCCUUAGCUCAACGAUGGAAAGACUGCCAUGAAAGAUUUGACAUGUACUUGCUUGCAGCAAACAUAACGGAUGCCAAACAAAAGCGUUCUCUCCCACUCUACGUUGCUGGUGCCGCAGUUCAUAAGAUUUUCAACACGUUAUUAAACGAUACUGGCACAGAUUAUAAAACAGCUGUGGAGAAAUUCGAUAGUUAUUUUCAACCGCAGAAAAAUGUAAUUUACGAAAGAUAUGUAUUCAAACAGACCCGACCUAGCCCUGAAGAAUCGGUUGAUCAUUUCAUUACACGUCUUCGACAGCUAGCGGAUACAUGUGAGUUUGCGAGGGCAUGUUGUAAAACAUGGACUGGACUUGUAAACUAUGGACUGGACUUGUAAAACAUGGACUUGUAAAACAUGGACUUGUAAAACAUGGACUUGUAAAACAUGGACUUGUAAAACAUGGACUUGUAAAACAUGGACUUGUAAAACAUGGACUUGUAAAACAUGGACUUAUAAAACAUGGACUUGUAAAACAUGGACUUGUAAAACAUGGACUUGUAAAACAUGGACUUGUAAAACAUGGACUUGUAAAACAUGGACUUGUAAAACACGGACUUGUAAAACACGGACUUGUAAAACACGGACUUGUAAAACACGGACUUGUAAAACACGGACUUGUAAAACAUGGACUUGUAAAACAUGGAGUUAAAAACUCAGAAAUAUUUUUCACCCCCCCCCCAACGAUUCGAAUGUACUGUCCCCCGGAAUUACGACAAUCAGACAGACACAAGAUUCUGAUUCGAGUUCACAUAGAUCCGCGCGAAAGACUGGGUCGAGUGAACUUUGGAAAAUCCUGAGCAAGCGUCAAGAAUAGUGUGCUGCCUCGCUAGCGCUCGCCAGCAAAAAGAUAUGUCAGCAGAAGAUGACAUAUUCCUCGCGUAAGCAUCGCCAAUAGCCGACCGUAGAAAAUUACCUUAUGUGUAAUAUAAGAACAAAAUAUCGAUAAUUAUAUGUGACGUUUCUAAGGGGGGGGGGGGGGGGGAGUCUCCAGAGAAACGUACAUAUGACGUUUCUCAUGGACAAAAUCGAUAUGUGAGGCUUCCCUAAAAUGGCUGACUGUUUUGUGGGAAUUUGUUCCACACAUGACUGAUUAUAAAUAUUUAUAACAUUAUAUAUUUAUAAUAUUAAUUAUAUCUAUUUGAACCUUUUACUUUUAAUAGUGCAUGUGCAAUUUUUACACUCUAUCUUCAUGGAGUAUUUUAAAGCGUUCCGUAAAUAUAAAGUAUUUCAUCUUGGGAAUAAUAAUAAGAAAAAUUAUAUUGUUCUAUUUCGCCUCUUGACGUUCUAAUUGUUUUAUGCCAGUGACAGGGUGA
This is a messenger RNA of Paramuricea clavata, 1415 nucleotides long. The record is from the annotation of a GenBank genome assembly. NCBI's taxonomy places the organism in Eukaryota, Metazoa, Cnidaria, Anthozoa, Malacalcyonacea, Plexauridae.